AAUCUGUUGGUUACCGCGUCGGAGAAGGUCUUGCUUGAUUGCGAUGACGUUGAUUGUUGUUUUUUGAGGUAUUGCAUUUUAAGAGCAUCAAAUGAGCACAGCAAUAUGAUUGGGGGCAGCUGGACUGUUUCUAGAUGGAUGCCCCCAGGAAAACAUUCUCCGAGUUAGUUACUCUAGUCAAGUCCUGGCUCCCUUGGCGAUCUGAGCCUGCUAAUGUGUCAAGGGAUUUCUGGAUGCCCGACCAAAGCUGUAUGGUGUGCUAUGACUGUGAUUCCCAGUUCACAGUAUUUAACCGUAGACACCAUUGCCGACUCUGUGGCCUAAUUUUCUGUGCCAAAUGUACGGCAAAAUCAGUUCCUGUACCACCUGAUGACACAGGGCUUCCUCAUCAAGAGCAAGAGAGGAUUCGGGUAUGUAAUUAUUGUUUCGAGCAGUGGGAGCAGGGCAUAGCUUCUCAUGAUAAUGCAGAACAGGUUUAUAACCUGGAUCUAAGUACUUCACCAUCAGCUGCUAGUUUCCUCAGCACUAAAUCUAGUUACACUGCUACUGGUAGCAGUUUUAAUAAUGGCUCAAUGCCAUAUGUGGUUGGGCAUUAUCAAAAAGUUCAACAGAGCUCUUAUCUCAGCCAUCAAUUAUCUGCAAUAAGUACAACAAGCACGGACAGGCAAGGUGAAGCAGGACCAAGGAGGAGUGAUGACCCUGUCAUGGAUACAGGGAAAAGGAAUCCUUCAAGCCAGGGUUCAUUUACACUGAACAGGAGUGAGGACGAGGAUAAUGGGUACAGUAUAUAUUGUUCUGAUUCUGAGACAAAGCAUUUCCCUCCAGUUAAUGAUUACUAUGGUCAAGUUAACUUAGAUCAGAUGAGCAUGUAUGAUGGAUCAAACAAGUUGUAUCAUGAUGGCAAAAAUAUGAGCCUGAAAAGUUUAGGCAAUUCUCCAUCAAAUCUUGGCUUUGACUCACCUUGUUUAGAAGGAAGCCCACGGCUUGGAGAAGAUGAGCAUGAUGUUGGUGAUGAAUGUGAAGCAUCUUCCUCUCUAUAUGCUGCAGAGAAUGUUGAGGCUGAACCUGUGGAUUUCGAGAAUAAUGGACUUCUCUGGCUACCUCCUGAACCAGAAAAUGAAGAAGAUGAUAAGGAAGCAGUUCUGCUUGAUGAUGAUGGGGAUGCUACAGGAGAAUGGGGACAUCUACAAAAAUCAAGCAGCUUUGGAAGUGGUGAAUAUCGGAAUAGGGACAGGUCAACUGAGGAGCAGAAGAAAGGAAUGAAGAAUGUAGUUGAUGGGCAUUUUAGGGCAUUGGUUGCUCAGCUCUUACAGGUUGAGAACCUUCCUGUGGUUGAUGAUCACGGUGAACAGGGAUGGUUGGAGAUCAUCACAUCUCUUUCGUUAGAGGCUGCGACACUGUUGAAGCCAGACAUGAGCAAAGGUGGAGGGAUGGAUCCUGGUGGGUAUGUUAAAGUCAAAUGCAUAGCUUCUGGAUGUCGUUCUGAGAGAUUUUUCUCUGCUUCUUCUAGUAUGGUGGUCAAGGGAGUUGUUUGCAAGAAAAAUGUUGCUCAUCGGCGGAUGACUUCAAAAAUAGAGAAACCACGGUUGUUGAUUCUUGGAGGUGCUCUCGAGUACCAGCGGGUUUCUAAUCAAUUGUCAAGUUUUGAUACCUUGUUACAGCAGGAAAUGGACCAUUUGAAGAUGGCAGUAGCAAAGAUAGAUGCUCAGCACCCUAAUCUUCUUCUGGUAGAGAAAUCAGUUUCUCGAUUUGCACAGGAGUAUCUUCUUGGCAAAGAUAUAUCACUUGUUCUUAAUAUCAAGAGGCCACUUUUAGAGCAGAUAGCCCGCUGCACAGGGGCUCAAAUAGUCUCUUCAAUCGAUCAUCUGUCUUCCCAAAAGCUGGGCUACUGUGAGAAAUUUCAUGUGGAACGAUUUGUUGAAGACAUUGGCACUGCUAGACAAGAAGGAAAAAAACUGUUUAAAACCAUGAUGUACUUUGAAGGCUGCCCAAAGCCAUUGGGUUUAACUAUUUUACUUAGAGGUGCAAAUGGAGAUGAGUUGAAGAAAGUUAAGCAUGUGGUCCAGUACGGGGUUUUUGCAGCGUAUCACUUGGCUGUAGAGACAUCUUUUCUUGCUGAUGAAGGAGCCUCCCUGCCAGAACUCCCAUUGUUCAACUCUCCAAUUACUGUGGCACUUCUAGAUAAACAAUCAAGCAUUGAGAGAUCCAUAUCAACAGUUCUGACUAUCCCUGCCAAUGAAAAGUCCAACGAACCUCAGCAUAGUGAACCGUUGAGAUUUAACAGUUUGCCCACUUCAGAACUUGCAUCAUUCAUCAUUAAUGGUCCUAUCCAGAAAAUGGAACAGACACUACCAUCUUGUUUACCCAAAGCUCCAAGUUUACAGUCCAUACAACCCACUUUAAGUUCCACAGAUUCACCAGGUUUUCUAUCCUCUGCUUUUUGUGAAAAAGUUGAUGGAUUUGAGGGAAAAAAUGAAAUGGGGCUGAGAGAGUUUCCAAUGGUUAAAAAUUCUGUAGCCAACAGGGAGCUGGCUACCACUAGGGAUUGUCUCAAUAUUGAUGUUGGGCCUUUAGAGACUUUAAGACAGUGUUCUCUGAUAAGCAGUGACCAAAAAGAUCACAAAGUAACUGAUGCAAAUCAGCUUGGUGGUUCCGAAGAGUCAUCCUUGCAACCAGAUGCUAAUAACAAUCCUGAGGAGCCAACACAGUGUGAAGAAGCAUUUCCUCCCUCACCUUCUGACCAUCAGAGCAUUUUGGUUUCUUUAUCAUCAAGAUGUGUGUGGAAAGGGACUGUCUGUGAAAGGUCUCAUCUCUUUCGAAUCAAAUACUAUGGAAGCUUUGACAAACCUCUUGGUCGAUUUUUGUGGGAUCAUUUAUUUGAUCAAGAUUAUCAAUGCCAUUCGUGUGACAUGCCUUCAGAAGCACAUGUUCACUGUUAUACCCAUAGACAAGGCACUCUCACUAUAUCUGUUAAGAAGCUCCCAGAGAUUCUCUUACCAGGUGAAAGGGAUGGGAAGAUCUGGAUGUGGCACAGAUGCCUGCGUUGUCCAAGGACCAAUGGUUUUCCUCCAGCUACUAGGAGGAUAGUGAUGUCUGAUGCUGCUUGGGGUUUAUCUUUUGGGAAGUUUUUGGAACUCAGUUUUUCAAACCAUGCGGCUGCAAGCAGGGUCGCUAGCUGUGGCCAUUCCCUUCACAGAGAUUGUCUUCGUUUCUAUGGAUAUGGGAACAUGGUUGCUUGCUUUCGGUAUGCCUCAAUUGAUGUUCUUUCUGUCUAUCUUCCACCAGCAGAACUUGACUUUGACUUUGAGAAUCAGGAGUGGAUACAAAAAGAAUCAGAUGAGGUGGCUGACAGGGCGGAACUUCUAUUUUCUGAAGUUCUCAAUGCUCUAAGUCAAAUUGCAGAGAAAAAAUUUGGCAAAGAGGCACUUCUUAGCACCAUUAAGGUACCUGAACAAAGACACCAAACUAUUGAACUAGAAGGGAUGUUGCAAAAGGACAGGGCAGAGUUCAAGGAAUCAUUGGAAAAGGCAUUGAAGAGAGAAGUGAGAAGAGGGCAACCUGUAAUUGACAUUCUUGAGAUUAAUCGACUGCGGAGGCAAUUACUUUUCCAAACUUAUAUGUGGGACCACCGCCUGAUUUAUGCAGCCAAUUUAGAUAACAAUGGCAUUGGGGAUGAUUUGAGCAGUGAAAUUCUAGAAGAAGAGAAAAAACCCUUUGCACAUGGUAAUAAAGUCAAAGACAUGAAUUUGGAAGUGGAGCUCGAAAAAGGAUCUGACUCUGUUGUUGUGGAUGCAAAGCUUUAUGGGAGUUCAGAUCAUGAAGGAGAAUUUGGUGGUGUCACUAACCAGUAUGAUGCAAUUCAGCCAGAAUUAGCCGUGAGUGAAGAUUCAAGUCGUGGAAAUGAAGAAAGGGGUAAUCUUUCUACAAGCCAGAGCAUGUAUGAUAAAUCUGAACAUGUAGAAACUCGGGCAAAUGUUCGUCGAGUCCUGUCUGAGGGCCAGUUUCCUUUCAUUGAUGAUUUGUCAUAUACACUUGAUGCUGCAUGGAUAGGUGAAAAUCAUCAAGAAACAAAAAUACCAAAGAACAAUUCCUAUUCAUUUUCUGAUUCUGCUGUAGCAGAUCUUCCUGCUGUAACUGCAGUGACAGAGGGGCUAAAGUCAGAAGACCAUGAUGGAGGUCAAAAUAGGCCCAAUGUUGUGCAUACUCUUUACCCUUCGUUGCCAAUAAAGGGCUCUGAAAAUUUGGAAGAUUCUGUGGGUUGGUUAAGAGUGCCUUUUCUAAGCUUCUAUCGUUCAUUGAAUAAAAACUUUUUAACUAGUGACCAAAAGCUUGAUACAUUCAGUGAGUAUCAUCCCAUCUACCUCUCAUCAGUCCGAGAACCGGAACUGCAAGGUGGGGCUAGGCUGCUUCUGCCAGUGGGUAUCAAUGAUGCUGUCAUUCCAGUUUAUGAUGAUGAACCUACAAGUAUUAUAUCUUAUGCUCUGGCAUCCCCUGAAUAUCAUCUCCAGAUAAAUGAUGAUGGAGAAAGACCCAAGGACUGUGGGGAUUUUAUAGCCUCAUCACCUUUAUUUGAGUCAGUGAAUAAUCAGUUGUUUCAUGCUGUGGACGAGACAACCCUUGGUUCUUAUAGAAGUUUUGCGUCAACUGAUGACGGUAUUUUAUCUAUGCCUGGAACUCGGAGCUCCCUAAUUUUGGACCCACUCUUAUAUGCAAAGGCUUUGCAUCCCAGGGUUUCUUUCGAAGAUGAUGGUCCCCUCGGGAAGGUGAAAUAUUCUGUGACUUGCUACCACGCAAAAUCAUUUGAAGUAUUAAGGAGAAUUUGUUGCUCAUCAGAGCUUGAUUUUAUAAGGUCCCUCAGUCGUUGUAAAAAGUGGGGAGCACAGGGUGGCAAGAGCAAUGUUUUCUUUGCAAAAACCUUGGAUGAACGAUUUAUAAUUAAACAAGUUACAAAGACAGAGUUGGAAUCAUUUAUGAAAUUUGCCCCUGAAUAUUUCAAGUACUUAUCUGAAUCAAUUGGAAUGGGAAGUCCAACAUGCCUGGCAAAGAUUCUUGGAAUUUAUCAGGUUACUACAAAAAAUCUUAAAGGUGGGAAAGAAUCUAGGAUGGAUGUUCUAGUUAUGGAGAAUCUUCUAUAUAGAAGGACUGUUACACGGCUAUAUGAUCUCAAAGGAUCUUCUAGAUCCCGGUAUAAUCCAGAUUCUAGUGGGAGCAAUAAGGUUCUGCUGGAUCAGAACUUGAUUGAAGCAAUGCCAACUUCCCCUAUUUUUGUCAGUAACAAAGCAAAGCGGUUGUUGGAAAGAGCAGUCUGGAAUGACACUUCCUUUCUUGCGUCAAUCAAUGUAAUGGAUUACUCAUUACUAGUUGGAGUGGAUGAAGAGAAGCAUCAGCUAGUAAUUGGAAUCAUUGAUUUCAUGAGGCAGUACACAUGGGACAAGCAUCUUGAAACAUGGGUGAAGGCCUCAGGCAUCCUAGGUGGACCAAAGAACGUAUCACCUACUGUAAUUUCACCAAAACAAUACAAGAAAAGGUUCAGGAAAGCAAUGGGUACAUAUUUCUUGAUGGUUCCAGAUCACUGGUCUCCUACCGUGAAGCCAAUUAGCAUAUCUCAGUCAGAAUGUGAAGAUAAUGCACAAGGUGGGACUUCUGUUGAAUACUUGAAUGAUAGUCACUGAUUGUACAUUCAGUCACGUAAUUCAAUUUUGUUUUGAUCUCCAUUUUUUGAUUCUUUUUGAGAGAAUUUUUUUAUAAAACCAAGAAAAAGAAAGAAAUUCAUUAUCAUUUUUUUAGGAAGUCCAGAACAAGGCUAUGAUGUGAAAGCCAUGGAAAAUUUUGACCGAGGUUUAAUAUUUGAUCCUCUCUAUGAAAUUUUUGUAUAUAUAUAUAUCUAGCCUUUCUUGAUGUACAAAUGCAUAUUUCAUGUGAAUUCUUGUCCUGUAUCAAAAUUUUCUUGUUAAUCAUAAAGUCAUUUCCUCUUC
Messenger RNA from Rubroshorea leprosula, 5975 nucleotides. Lineage: Eukaryota; Viridiplantae; Streptophyta; Magnoliopsida; Malvales; Dipterocarpaceae. The record is from the annotation of a GenBank genome assembly.